This is a messenger RNA of Pterocles gutturalis (yellow-throated sandgrouse), 1836 nucleotides long. Its product is annotated as mucin-6. The record is from RefSeq and is a predicted model, not a curated record. The annotation marks the transcript as partial. The transcript has 13 exons. Gene Ontology annotation, cellular component: extracellular matrix. Lineage: Eukaryota; Metazoa; Chordata; Aves; Pterocliformes; Pteroclidae.
AAAUAUCUGCUGAAACUCAUUGCUCCAUUCUUACCAAGAAGGAUACAGUGUUCGAGAAAUGCCAUGCUGUGGUGAACCCUACUCCUUUCUACAAGAGAUGUGUCUACCAAGCCUGCAAUUACGAAGAGACCUUUCCUUAUAUUUGUUCUGCGCUGGGAUCGUAUGCGCGAACAUGCAGUUCAAUGGGUUUAAUCCUCGAGAACUGGAGAAACAGUAUGGAUAAUUGUACCAUUACUUGUACGGGCAAUCAAACAUUCAGCUACAACACUCAGGCAUGUGACAGGACAUGUUUGUCACUCUCCAACCGAGACCUGGAAUGUCAUCCAACUGACAUCCCUAUUGAAGGCUGCAAUUGUCCUCAAGGAUUGUACUUGAACCACAAGAACGAGUGUGUUCGUAAAUCUCAUUGUCCCUGCUAUUUAGAAGAUAGAAAGUACAUCUUGCCUGACCAGUCCAUAAUGACUGGUGGGAUUACCUGCUACUGUGUUAAUGGGAGGCUGAGUUGCACAGGCAAACCUCAAAAUCUUGCAGAAAGCUGCAAAGCUCCUAAGAAAUAUGUAUCAUGUUCUAACAGUUUAGAAAACAAGUAUGGAGCUGCAUGUGCCCCUACCUGUCAGAUGCUGGCUACUGGAAUUGAAUGCAUCCCCACUAAAUGUGAAUCAGGCUGUGUCUGUGCUGAUGGGCUGUAUGAAAAUCUCGAUGGCGGGUGUGUUCCAGCUGAGGAGUGUCCAUGUGAAUAUGGUGGUCUUGCCUAUCGAAAAGGGGAACAGAUCCAAACUGAAUGUGAGAUCUGCACUUGCACAAAAGGAAAAUGGAAAUGUGUUCAGAAAUCAAAGUGUUCCUCAACAUGUAAUCUGUAUGGUGAAGGCCACAUCACCACUUUUGAUGGACAGCGUUUUGUGUUUGAUGGCAACUGUGAAUACAUAUUAGCUACGGAUGGCUGCAGUGUUAAAAGACCUGUUUCCUCUUUCAAAAUUGUUACUGAGAAUGUCAUCUGUGGGAAAUCAGGGGUUACGUGCUCCAGAUCCAUCAGCAUUUACCUUGGGAAUUUGACAAUCAUACUGCGAGAUGAAACCUUCACUGUUUCUGGGGAAAAUCCUGGAGUACGAUAUAACGUGAAAAAGAAUGCCCUUCACCUGAUGUUUGAUAUCAUUAUCCCAGGAAAAUACAACAUGACCCUCAUCUGGAAUAAGCACAUGAACUUCUUCAUCAAGAUCUCCAGAGAAACACAGGAAACUAUAUGCGGUUUGUGUGGGAACUAUAAUGGCAAUAUGAAGGAUGAUUUUGAAACUCGAAGCAAGUAUGUGGCAUCAAAUGAAUUGGAAUUUGUCAAUUCUUGGAAAGAGAAUCCUCUCUGCGGGGAUGUUUACUUUGUAGUGGACCCCUGUAGCAAGAACCCUUACCGUAAAGCAUGGGCAGAAAAGACGUGUUCCGUCAUCAACAGCCAAGUCUUUUCUGCCUGUCACAAUAAGGUGAAUCGUAUGCCCUAUUAUGAGGCCUGUGUUAGAGACUCUUGUGGGUGUGACAUUGGAGGUGACUGUGAGUGCAUGUGCGAUGCCAUUGCAGUAUAUGCCAUGGCAUGCCUAGAUAAAGGUAUCUGCAUCGACUGGAGGACCCCUGAGUUCUGUCCUGUCUAUUGUGAAUAUUACAAUUCUCAUAAAAAAACAGGAAGCAGUGAUACUUAUUCCUAUGGCUCCCACAAUGAUGACUGCACCUGGCAUUACAGACCUUGUAAUUGUCCAAAUCAAAACUACAAAUAUGUCAACAUUGAAGGCUGUUACAACUGCUCUCAUGAUGAAUACUUUGACCAUGAGAAGGAAAGAUGCAUGCCAUGCG